Molecule: messenger RNA, 19917 nt
Organism: Tympanuchus pallidicinctus (lesser prairie-chicken)
Lineage: Eukaryota; Metazoa; Chordata; Aves; Galliformes; Phasianidae
Gene: BCL9
Product: BCL9 transcription coactivator
Exons: 8
Coding region: 14526-18794 (1422 amino acids)
Biological process (GO): positive regulation of transcription by RNA polymerase II; canonical Wnt signaling pathway
Cellular component (GO): beta-catenin-TCF complex
Molecular function (GO): beta-catenin binding; transcription coactivator activity
Source: RefSeq, a predicted model, not a curated record
AGGGAAUGUAGCCAGGGGAGGGUGCGAGGAGCUGGGGCUGGAGUGGCUGGAAGGUGGAGGCCAGGUUGUGGGGAAGCACUGGGAGUCAGGGAAUGGGUUAUGAAGGGCUUUCGGCAGGAGGGACCUGUGUCUGCCAGGGUGUCUGGAGCUGGGCAGCAGCACGUGCAGUUCAGGGGUAAAAGAGCACAGAGAAGCUGAGCGUGCAGUGUGGGGUUCUUUGUGAAGUAGUUGCACGAGGGGAGUCUAGGAUACCAGAAAUGUGGUCCUAUAUGUAAGGAUCGUGGGCAGAAGUAUCUGAAGGCAGAUGAAACGGUGUGUUUGUAAGUUUCUACUAGACACCUCACACGUGUGCGAGAUAGGGAGCUUGUGCCCUGACCUACUGCAGAGGACUAGCAGGGGCUGUCAGCAGAGCGAGGGAGGCUUCUGGAGAGAUGCUGCAAGUUCAUGAGAUUGUUCAGGGCUGGAUGAUGGGAAGAAUCAGAGAAUGGCUUGGGUUGGAAGGGACCUUAAAGCCCACUCAGUUCCAACCCCCUGUCAUUGACAGAGUUGCCUCCCACCAGCUCAGGCUGCCCAGGGCCCCAUCCAACCUGGCACUGAGUGCCUCCAGGGAUGGGGCAUCCAUAGCUUCUCUAGGCAGCCUGUUCAAGAAUGCUGUAGAGUCCAGAUGGUAAGGGAAAUGAUGGGACAGGUAGGUACGUGCAAGCAGUGAGGCUCCACUUCUGGGAUGAAAGAGUGUCCUGUUCUUCUGUGUGGUCCAACCUUCUACCUGAGGCUGUCAUGUACUGCAUGAUGGCUGAACAUUUGGGAUGUGGGAGAUGGAUGGUGUUCUGAGAGAGUAGACAAAGCAUGACACAGGACACAGGUGGGGAGAAUCAGAUGUGACAGUCAACUGUGGGUUACUGUUUGGGCACAAAACAUGAAGGUGGUAUAGUUAGGUGGUUAGUGGUGGCUUAACACUAAACAGAAUGAGCAAUUGGUUAGGAAAUUGGCAUGAAGCAAAGAGAAGUAUCAACUAAUAAGUGAAAGUAGGGAGUUGAUUGUGGAACAGUUCUAAGCCUGCCAGCAUGAAAGGGAAGAUGCUUUUAUUCUCUAGAUGCCAGACCUUGCUUGCAGUCAGAACAAGACUGUUGCCUUCUGCGAGAGGAGCAGCAGGUCUCGUAGCACUCACCUUGGAAAGCAGCAGCUUCUCCUUGGUUGGGGCAGUUUUAACCUCACUGACUUGGGGCUGAGGAGAGGAGGCUGUAUCAAGUCAGGUUUGUCUCACCAAGCCUUGUGGAUGACAGGCUACUCUGCUGCCGAAAUAGAUUUGGAGGAAGCGGAGAAAACAGCUCCUUAAGUUUUGAGGGGGUCCAGCAAUGUUUUUAUUUUCCUUUGUAAGUAUUUUGUCCUGGAUUUCUCCAUGAAAAGCCCACACAUACACUCUAGGAGUUGUGAAGCAUCCUUAAAUGCAUCAACCUUUAAAACCAGGAAAAGAAGUGAGGCUUAUUUUCUUCUAUUUUGUUGGAAGUUAACAUUCAGUCAGUGAUUGCUCAACACGUUACAAAAGCAAGUAUUGGGAAGCUAAGCAAUGCGCUAUGUGAAAUCAAACAAAAAGAAAAAACAAACAACCCACAGGGUAUGGAAUGAAAGAAGUGACAUACCUAAAGAGCUUUAGUCCUGUCUUCUUUCUGCUCACCUCUCUCCAGCUUUAUAUUAGGGCUGUAAGGCCUGUUUGCAGUGACUUGGUGCUACAGGUGUGGGGCUGGUGGAGCCGCGUAAGGGCUGGCAGGCGGCUGCUGUGCCUUCAUCCAGCACGAGUGCACGCGUCCGAAUACCACAGCAGCUUGAUCAGCUUUCUGUUGGAAAUCAUAGGAGCUGCUCCAGUGAGAUAUUACAGUCGGUGUGAUAUCACAUCAUUGGUGUAAUGGCUCUGUUUUGGUUCUUUUGUUUUUGUUUUCACUUAGCACCGAUCUCCAAAAAAGAUUAUUUGCAAUGAAUGUGACCUUUUUUCUAACUCAGAGCAUAAGAAUAGCUCAAGGGCUCAUAUUUUUCUCCCCUUGCUGGCUGCUCCUCAAACAACAAAAGAAAGACAGCAUUUGUAUUUUAAGUUAGAGUUAGCAAGGGUGGCAGUUUUGGGAUCUGGGAAUUUUCCCAUUGAGGUGGGGCUUUUGAUGGUGGUUUUUCCAGUCUUUUUUUUUUUUUUUUCUCUUUUCUUUUUUGUGGCAAAGGGGUCUUGGGAUCUUGGAUCUCACUGCACUGUUGUGAACUCUUAACACCUUAAUUGAAGGGGUGGAGAUGCUGAAGCAUUAACAAAGACCUCCUUUAUCCAAAAUGUUAAUCAAUCAUUGACGUUAAAUAAGUGUGAACAAAACCAACUAAAAAAAAAACCCUAAACAAGUUUUUGUCUAAGUUCCCCCCCCUUCCUAUUCAGUUGCUCAGUCUUUGGUCAGGUUAGUGUUAGCAAUUCUUUUGGGGGUGUGCUUUAUCUAUGCGUACAUGCACGUGUUUUGACAGCGUGUGGUAAAAGUUAUGUUUCUGACUUCCCGGUACGUAUCUUUUUCUUUCCAAGGCAAAUCAUUUGCUUCAUAGAUGCCAUAGAAUUGUUUCGAGAUGUGCUCUGCUGUGAUGCGAGGGAAAUAGCAGGGAUAUGACAAUGCAGUUGUAACCAUUUUCUUGCGGGGGAAGGGCGCGUGCAUGGUGUCUUUUGGAGCUUUUGUGAGGUUUGGGGAAGAUGCUUUUCUUUUGGCUCUUGUGAUCGGUUCACUUGUUUGUCGGUCAACACGGUCUUCUAGGCAGGACCUGAAUUUUAAUGUGGAAGAAAAUAAAUAGGUUUCUGUUCAUACAACCAGAAACUUUGUAGACCUGUUCUGUAUAUUAUGAAUACAAAGAGUGUGGACUCUUCCCCACGCUUCCCUCCCUCCCCAUCUUGCACUGAACCUUCCCAGUUCACGUACUUGGAGUAUUUUCAGUUAGUCCACAGCCAAAGGAACUGCAUUUGUCACUGAAUAUCCAAAUAUAGAAACCGAGGCACCUAUAAGCCACAAGGCUAAAAUAUUCAUGUGCAAUGGUUUUUUUCUGGGUGAUUUGUAUGUACGAGGUGGAUAAGAAUGGAGUAACCUUUGGUCCAUUUCUAGCUGUUCAAAGACUUGCUGCUCUGUAAUAUGUUGAAUUUCCAUUAUUUCUACUGGAUUUUUUUCUAGAUUUCUGUUUCUUCUUGAGUUCCUAACACACUUGGCAGUUCUGUUGCCUUGCAAACUGUGUGUGGCUUUAGAGUUGGUCUUUUAUAAAUUCAGUGGAAAAAAAAAACAAACAACCCAAACAACAAAUUCCUUAUCCUUAUCUUAGGGAGAAACCGACGCUCAAAUGAGUAUUCAAACUCAUUCACAUCCUAAAUGUCAACUAUGUUACCCAGCAGGAUUUGAUCUCUCCCACUUUCUAGAAGUUUACCAGGAUUUCUUCAGAGCAAGGCAGGCAGCCUUCAUAAAAUCCUGCUAUCUAGUUUGCAUGGCCUUGGACUUCACAGAAAUCUCGGUGCCUCGGUAAGGUCUGUGGUCUGUUUACAUAGAUAUCAAGUCCUUUAACCCAGCAAGAUUUGCUGUGGGCUAGGAUUUCCUGCUUACAAGCUCAGCUGGAGUCCCUCUAGUCUUCCUGCUGGCAAAAUGAAGGUGUUAACUCAGGUUUUGAGUGCAUUUUGUGAAUGGAAGGAGAUUUUUUUUGCUUUUUUUUUUUUUUUUUUUCCUUUGGUCUGAGUACUGCUGUGCCUGUCGUUUAGAAUGCCUUUCCCCGUACCUUUGCUUGUCUUGUUAUGCUUUUCUUCUUCUCUUUUAAUUCUUUUGGAACUGGAUAUUCAUUUUGGCAGGACUGUGCGAGCACAGAGUUUGGGAUUGCAGAUCUUGACAAAUUUGAGCAAAAAAACCCUCCAAACACAUCUGUUGGGAGAAUUUGGAAGUUUCCUUUAAGACCAGGACAUCUUACAAACACUGGUUAACUCUGUAGCAACAGCAAGACAUAAGAUGAUAUUUAAAGGUGUGCUGAAUCCAAAUUAACUGUCUCAAUAUUGUCUUUAAGACGAGCAUCAUUCAUAUUUUUUUUUCAGAAAUGGGGUUGCAUUUUCUGUCUGCAUUCUUGCCUUUAGGCCUGUCUACUUGCUGUUCACAUGCCUGUGAGCCGUUCUUUCUCUGGCAGAGCUGGCUUUUGAGGAGCCUGGCUGCUGGACCCUGCACCAGUCCUUCCUUCGUGCCAGUGCUGCCCGAGCAGCUGGAUGCUGAAAUGGAUCAAGGGACCAAUCAAGGGCUAUAAGUAGCCUGGCCAAAAAAAAAAGAAAAAGUUAUAUUUAGCCUGGAUCAGUUUGCCAAAGUAGUUUGGUGUUUGGCCAGGCGUGCGGUGGUACUGGCACAUCAGACAGCGUGGUGCAGGGGUGGAAGUCAAUCUUGGUAGCUGCAGUCUUUUCAGCUGGCAUUGCUGCCAAAAGGAACGCUCACCUAACUGUACCCCUAAGAGUCUGCUAAACUUGCUAAAUGUUAUUUACACCUAUUUGUUACAGCUUCUCUUGCCUGAGAAUGAUUCCUUCAGCUUAUCCUUUCUGCCAAAAGUGUUUCUCAUCCCCAAACGUGUGUGCUGCGUAUGAAAAGAGAAGCCACGGUUAAGUGUUAGUGGGGGCAAAAAGAGGAGCGUGGCUGUUGAGCUAUGGAGAAUUUUCUGCUGCUUCAUGGCCGUCUGAUGAUACAGAACAUGUAGUGUAAAUUGCUGAUAGAAUAUUUAGCGUGGUUGCAAUUAAGCAGCGAAACUCACGCUGUGAGAAUCAUCAGGAGCAAGAAUUCAACAAGAGUUAAAAGGAUCAGAUGUCUGUAGGAAUAUGAAGAAUAUUCAAUUAUCAUAAUCAGCGACAGUAAAAAUUUUGGAAGAAGUAUUAAGCCUGUGGUCUAAACCUUGAUUUUAUUCUGCUCUAACAGAUGUGCUUCUAUAUUGGGAAAAGAGGGGGAGGGCAGGGGUUGUUUUGCCUGCUUUUACCCUGGCGGUCUUGCACGCUUCUCUGGAAACUUUGAUUGGUACCAGAAUUGGAGAUGUGCCUGUAAAUUGCAUGGGUUCUGGUUUUAUCUUGGUGACCCUCCUGAAAUCUGGUCUGAGAUUCUAAACCGUGACCACGGUGGAAAGUGACCUGCUGCUCCCCGAGUUAUGUUUGCUUCACUCCUGUUUCUGUGAGUUGUUCCCCAGAGCUUUGGUUUUUUUCUUCUUUGAUGACACUCGCUAAAUUUAUUUUAAAGGCUGUUAGGAAAUUGCACUCUACUGUAUUUUAAGAAUGAGUCUUAUCUGUUUCAGGUAGCUGAACAUGCUCCAAGAUCCCUUGUUUUUCAGAGAGACUUAAAAUCAGAGAUGUGCUGUUCCUUGCUUGGCCUCGAAGAAGGAGCUUGUGGAAUAGGGAACGGAGAUGAGAAGUGUCACUGUAAGGUGGCUGGUUUGUUUGUGUGCUUGUUUCUGAAGCCUGGUUGGAAUCAAUGAAAUGCUUUUGAAGGAGAGAGAAUGGCAAGUAUGCUUUACAUGUGACACAAUUUAUCUCAACAAAGCAAGGCUGAGAGGUGCUGGAGCAAUGUCCUCUGAGAGUUCACUGAGAAUCAUUGAGAAUCGGGUGCCUCAGUCUCGAAAACAAUAGUGAUUUUAAGUGCUCCUUAGAGAUUUUUGGCAACCUGUGGCCAAAAGAGAGUGUGAUAUAUGUGAUAAUUUAACUGCAUACAGAAUGGAAGGAGUGUUUGCUUCCUUCUGUAUUCAGGUCGGAGUAGUUGUGAUUCAGGAACAUGGGCAGCUCCUCUGAGCUGGCUGUCCAGUUUGUCUGACUGUUGGGCCUUUUAAGAAAGGAGUGCCACUAUAUUCCUGCUGCUUACCUUGGUAGAGGGAUGCCUGUGUGCAUCAGCAGAGUUGGAGAGCUCAGCAACAUUUGUCCAUCUUGUCACUGCAUGGCCCCCAGUGCCCUUUGUACUUCUGGAACAGAGGUUGCAGGUACCUGUUUUACCUUUGAUACCUUUCAAAGCCAGCUGAGGUUGGAUCUUGUGAACUUGAGAAGAAAACCGGCCUCUUAAUAUGCCUGUGAUUUAUUGACUAGACUGUGUUGCUUCCGCUCCACAAAAUGCUUUAGAUCUGCAUUUCUACUUGAGUACGGCGCACAAAAGAGUUUUUGCCACCUAUGUGGUGUGUAUGGAUUGGUGCAAAAUAUGAUGGAAUAUUCUCUUUUGGUAGCUCACUGCUGAAAACCAUGGGUAAGGUCAAGCAUGGACCCUUCUUUAGCUUACUCAGAGCUCUACCCUCUGCAUUUUGCUAGAGUGACUUCUUCAGGCAUCUCGAUACAGCUGUUUCUUUGCCUACAGAAUUGCAGUGGUUUAUCUACAUACUGAUCUGGUUUUGUUUGGGGAUUGAUUAGAGGUGUAUUUGCAGUGUAAUAUAAGCUGUAGCCUGUCAAAGAAGGGCAGCUGCAGCUUCUGCAGUUGGAGCUGUUGCAGUAGAGUUGAGGCCAUCCUCGAUGUGGAGGAGCUCUUCUCAGAAUCCGUGCAAACAGAAUUGAAAUUUUCUGCAGCAUUUUAGAUGUAUGAAUGAGAAGGGAGUGAAGAAUUUCAAGCUGAAAUGGCUUGACAGCUUGUUAGCAAGAAAAUGCUCUCUUCUGCCUCAAAAAAAAAAAAAAAAAAAAAAAGCCCUUAACCUUCUUGUGGUUGGGGAUUGGAAGUUGAAACUGUCAGGCAAAUAGCCACCAUCCAGGAGAAAUGCUUCUGAGUGUUCUUGUGAAAGGUAGCUUUGAUUUGACAGUUGCAAGGCUUUGAGAAUAGCACUCUGUUUAUACAGCGCUGUAAAUACUUUGAAGUUUUUUAGGCUUUGCUGUACAUGCGUGGCUAUUUAGGAUAGUAUUAAAUGUAUACAUGUUGGUUGAAUGAGGGAGGAUUCUGCGGCCGUUGGAGUUGCAUGCACUUUGUGCUUUUAUAAAUCACGUCAAGGCAGCAGGUUAGAUAAUAGGCCUGAUUAUGGAGUUUCUUAAUUUCUUGUCAAAAUAAGAUUUUUGCAUGCGGUGUUUCGAGAUCUUCUAGGUGACCUCCCAUUAUUUAACAAAUGUCAGUUUUUCAUCCCGGCAGCUUUGAUACGAUCAUGUAGCCUCCUGGAGCAUGGUGUGCACGCUGUCUUUGCUUGUAGACUUUCUUUGAAGUGCCUUCCUCCUCAGAAGAAUCAUUGCUGUGCUGACGAGCUGACGUUUAACAGCUAGGAAAGCAGCACGCGGAGGCAUCAUGCUGGGUCACUAGAGAUAGUGAUGUGUGUAAUGUGCCCGAGGUGGGUCUAAAAGCGGAGGAAGGAAAGGUUCAGCACAGCCUUAGUACCCUGCACGAGAGGGCUGUGGCUGUGGUCGUGUGUGCUUCACCCUGCCAACCUGCCAGGGUGGGACAGCCUGGUGUUAGAAGGCUGCAGGAGGGCUUGUGCAGGUGAGAGAGCAGCUGGCGGUGGUGGUUGUGAAAGAAAACUGAUGCUGGAAGGCAGUGAUGCUUAGGGGAGCCUUGAGACACUGCUCAUCUGGGAUGAGUGGGAGGCCGGGUCACUGGUCAGCCGAGGUUUGAUGAAGGAAGGUAUGUGGGUUUCCCCCAGCACUCCUGCCAGACCUGGGGUAUGGGGUUCCCACCCAGCACACCCAGUAGCGACGGUCCUCUUUGGAGGAGGUCUGUCCUGUGCUAGCCCAGCCUCAUUUAGCUUAUGAAAACUGUCAGGAUUGCAACCUGAGGUGUUAUGCCUGAGGACUGUUUCAUACCUUUCAUUCUAGAAGCUUGGCGAGGGGAUGCCAAAAUGAAACAAAAAAGCACUUGCUUUUUUUUUUUUUCUCCUCCAUUCUGAGCUGAUAGGUAACUUAUUUCUUCCAAGGCUUCUGCUUAAACAGUGUGGUGUUACUGCAUAUUGAAGAACAAGCUCAAUUCUCUUCAGUCUUGUAUUCCUAUCCGUUGUUUUCUUUUCUUUUUUUUUUUUUUUUUUAUUACCUGUAGUUGUUGUUCAUGCUGAUGUCACUAUUUAUGUUUUAGAAAAAAUAAACCCAGAGGAGUAGGGGAGAUUGCCUCUGGCUGCAAUCCUGAUAUCUUUUUGCCCCAGACAGAUGUGAUUUUGACAGGAGGCAAAGCUACAAAGCCUGUGGACAUCUCUGGCGUUAUGCAGUGGACUCCAAAACAUAGUGUUGACUGGUGCUAGGUCUGUUAACUGCUAACAUGAUGUAGAAAGCUGCAGAAGCCUGUCAUAUAUUGGGGAAAUAUUGUUAAAGCAUUUCUUGAGAAAUCUCUGAUUGCUAAAAGCUUUUGAUCUUUGUCAGUGUUAACAAUAGUAGCAACUCCAGAGCAGACAGGCUGCUGCUCAGGUAAGUGACACUCCACGUAAAGUGCUUAAAACUCCAGCUGUAAUGUACGAGUACAGCUUUGUUGAUGUAAGGAGAGCUGGUAUCACUCUGGCAGCUAUGCUGAGGAUGCUGAGGCUGGUGCUAGUGGGAUGUUGCAGCAUACCAUGGCCACGGUGCACCAAGCACCCUGGUGGCAUCCCUGCCAACCCGUAGCUGCAAAGUUGGUGAAGCCAUGGUGUUAACAACAGGAAUUGUUUGCACCAUAAUUGUCCAGAAGCAGGUUGCUGUAGCUUUGGUGUGUUGUGGAACUGCAUCAGAAAUUGCAGGGAACUCCAGAUGUCUGUGGACAGCUUGAAUCUGCUCACCAGUGUCCAUUAAUAUCUGUCUCCCCUGUUACUUUGUGGAGGGAGUUGUGGAAAGAGCUGUAUGCAAUCAGAAACUAUCUAUGAAAGGUGAUCAUCCUCCUUGUCUUAAUAGCACAAUGAAGAGUUUUUACAGCACCAAAAGUUUAAUGGACAUAUUAUGGACACCUUUUAUGGUUUACUGGACCACUUGCCCACUGCAAAAGAUUGUUUUCGAAUGGUUUCUGUAAAUACUCAGAGUGAAUAGCUACUGAAACAGCCUUUACAUCAGAGCUGCUGUUAUCCUUGUGCUUGUCAGAAGGAAGAGUGGGCUGUUGCAUUAGGAAUGUCAUAAAACUCUAUUCUCUGAAACUUCGGUUGUGAUUGUGCUUUGUCAGUGGUGGUUUUGACUGUGCUUUUUGAAGAUCAGAGAAUGGAAGGUAGAACUUUCUGUGGCUGUCUCUACUUAUUUGGAGUGGACUUCUGGGGGAGACUGGUUCUUUGGGAAACAUCCAUUUGGUGGUAGAAAUGAGGGGGGGAAGUGUGGAAGAAAGUAUCUGUGCUAUGUUAACCAAGGUGUGUGAAUGUGUAGGCAGAGCUAGAUCCAGUGGAAUGGCACUUGUGACCACACAUCACAUUUGCAUGGUGUGGUUUUUUUUUUUCUUCCUUAUGGUUUCAUGAAGGUUUAUAGCAUGGUUUUGAAAUCUUACAUUAAUCUGAGCUAUUCAAAGGGACUUAUUUUCUUGUAGUGGCAUAGUCUCCUUCUUUCUUUCCUUCUUUCUUUCUUUCCUUCUUUCUUUCUUUCCUUCUUUCUUUCUUUCUUUCCUUCUUUCUUUCUUUCUUUCCUUCUUUCUUUCUUUCUUUCUUUCCUUCUUUCUUUCUUUCUUUCCUUCUUUCUUUCUUUCUUUUUUCCCAUGUAAAUGUGCUUGUAGAUCAUCAAGUAUUGAUUUUGUGUGUGCUGCCUAUCUUUGUGCAGACCUUUUCUCUGUGCUUCAAGGCAUGGAGUUAGUUGUGAGCAGUAAGCUGCCCGUGAUUUAGAGGUUAAUGGAGUGGUGGAUUCACAGUAUGUGUGUACAACUCAAGUUAUUUCAUCAGCCUCUUUUGGAAGUUGUAGUGAGCCUUGUCCUGUAUUCAUGUAGUGAAAUGAAUUUAGGUGACAGGAUUUGGAUUCUUUUUUUGAUUGACAGUUGCUUUUGGUGAAAGACUUAUCAGCAAAGAAGUAGUGCUGUGAAGCUUCUCUGACUUGUGCAUAAGAAAUUCUUGGGAGGACCUUAGGUGUGUCAUCACUUUUAUUGCCCAGACAUAAACAGGGCAAAGUCCAUACUGUUUUAGGGUAGGUUAGGAUGCAUCUAGAAACUGGUGUCGGCUGUGAGUUGCUGUUCAGUCAGCUCAGUAUUAACAGGUUGGCUCUUGAUCUUCGUAGAAUCGCUGACUAUCCUGAGUUGGAAAGGACCCAUAAGGAACGCUGAAUCCAACUCCCAGCUCUGCACAGGACCACUGACCACCAUCCAAACCCACAGCUCUGAGAGCUGUGCCAAAGCACUCCCUGAACUCCAGUAUAUGUGGCCAUGCCCAGCACCCUCUAGUGCAGAGCCUGUCCCUAACUCCCACCUCCCCUGACACAGCUCUGUGCUGUGCCAUCUUUAUAAAAUAAUUUGUGAGUCAAUUGAAUUUGUAGCAUACCCCAGGUAGUGAUAGAACUUGCUAGCUUUCCCAGACCAGCAGCUGGUUUGGGGUGGAAUAUGACCCAUGGGCCAUCUGAGGUGCUUCUGGUGCAAAUAGCCUCUACAGUUCUGGCAGAAGGAGCAUAUCAGUGUGUCUUCUGAAAGACUAUUGAGUUACGAUGCUGGUUGUUCAGAGAACAAGGCUUGCAAACAGUGCUAUGGAGAGGGCGUGACAAUAGUUUGCCAUCUACUGAUUAUUUACUUGGACAAGCAGAAUCAUAGUAUGUCCAGGUGAUGUGUGUUGAUCGUGUGUCUCUAGCCCUGGUGUUUUGGUAGUUACCUGGUGUAUUUUCUGCUCUCACUUAAGAAGUGCAGAAGAAAUAGGCAGGGGAACAAUGUACGAACACUUGAACAACCAGCUGAAGCCUAUCCAUGCCUGCCUGCUUUGUGCCAACACCAGUGAGCGUGUGGCCAUCUGGUUGGCUGAAGCAGGAAGGCUGUCUGCUGAAAAUUAAUCCAGUCUUUUCUAGAGUUAGUUUUCAGCUGGAUCACAAGUGCAAAUGGUGGCUGGAAGGGAUAGACUUGGAUAUUCUUAGACUUACAGAAGUUAUUUCCUUGGCAGCAGCAUGUACUUGGCCUACUGAAGGUAGGGCAGUGUUUUGACAAGCCUAUCUUUUGACAAGAAUGCAUCUGGGUCCAGUACUGGUUGUAUUACAGAUGUGUGCUUUGUCCUGGGAAAGGGUGAGAACAGCUUUUGCUGAGAGAUAGGAGCAAUUUCAAGUGUAGUUAAAAGUCCCUGAUAAGGGCUGUAUCUAGAAGUAUGGACUGAUCUGAGGUAUUGAGAGUGUUCUUUGUCCCCACCUCCUCAGUUGUCGUGGGGAGAUGUGUGCGGUGUUGGAAUACUCAUAUCGACUUGCCUGUUUGCCUACACAUGAUCUUAAAGGAGUGUGACAGCUGAAUAAAAGCACUGAAUAACACUUCCUGCGUCCUCCUUGUUUCCUAGUUGCACUCUUAUCAGUGAGGUGUAUAAUCAGAUACUCUGUUAAACAGCAGCUUAUUAAAAAAAAAGUAACACGUGCAGUUCAGUUGCAAGCGUGCAGGAAAGGCAGAUGUUAACCAACUGUUAAGGUGUACAUAUGUGUGAAAACCAGCAAUAAGUCUGGGCUCACCUUUUGCCAGUGUAGGUGUUGUCCCACUUAAGUGGUUAAAUGAAGAUGGGGGAAAUAGGAUGUGCCCUUCCCAGCCAAAUUGUGCGAAAGGAGCUGGUGCGUUCAUUCAUUGCCUUAGCCCAUCUCUCCAGUCACAUGGGGAACCCAGUGGUGGUUGCACACAUUUCUUCCUGGUGGCAGCAGCUCAGACUGCUGCUGAUGCCACUGCUCUCGGUCCCUCCCGAGGCUAUAGCUCUUUGCAGAGCAGUCUCAUAACUCCAGCUGCUCUCUCAUCUCUUUCCUGCUUCACUACCCCAGUUACAAUUCAGGGUGCUGGCUCAGCUUGCAUUCAAAGUCAUCGCUUGUUUUCAAUAGCAGCAGGCUUCUAGCCUUUUUCUUUUUCCAUGCUGGUUUUGGGCUUUUGCCACCCUUGGUCCAGCGCAGAUUGACAGCCUCAGAAAGGCAGUGUGGGGAAAAAAAGAGCUGCACUCUUUCUUGUACGCUAAAAGGUUUCUUGCCUUUAAUGCUUCGUGUCACAGUAAGGCCAUAAGUUUGAUACUUUCAUCUACUUGGUAUGCCUUUAUUUCAUCUCCACAUUCUCCUCCUCAAAGAGGGAGAAAAGACUGAAGUGAAUCAGUGAUAGCUACAGCUGUUCCUGCUGAAGCAGCCACAAUGCUGUACACCUCCAAGUACCUGGCCACUUGUUGCUGUCAAGCAAUGCAAGCCCUGCUUCUGCAGUCUGAGGGCACAAAGAGGGAGCAAGCUACUUUGUGUGGUUUGUUUUUUCUUCUUUUAACUUCUGUUUGCAUCUCAGUAAUAUGGUGGUUAGUUCACAGAAGAUGGUUCAUGAGUAAGUUACUGUUAGGUAAGAUGAGUAUCUAUGUCUUGUUAGUUACUCAGUAGUGGCUGCUUGUGUGCACGCUCUCACCUUAUUGCUGAGAAGCAAGUUGUCUUACACCGGCCAUGGGCUAAGACUGUGCUGGUGAGCAGCAAAGGGAAGUAAACUAGAGAGUGGUGUUACCUUGCAAUAACCUUCUAUUUUAUACCUCGUAAUGCCAAUUUGAACUUGAAUGUUUCAAGCAACAGAGCUCCAGCCGUUUCUGCUGAUAGAUUCUGUCCAUCGUGAUGUGUGCUGGUGUUUGUGCUUUCUCUUUUAAGAGAAAGGGUGAAUUUGUUGCUGUGGUGACAGCAGUGUGUCAGUAUAGGCACUGACAUGGCACUGCCAGCAUUGCUGUCUUGGGUGGGGAAAGGGAAGAAGCGAUAGGAGGAGGUAAUUGGAGUCAGGGAUCAUUGUGCUGCUGUUGUACGUUUUGCUGGAUGAGGCAGCUUGUUGCAAUAGGUAUUUGUUUCAGUUUCUGUCUGCAGGUGUGACUUAGCUAGAUAAGGAUGGUCUAUCACCUUGAUGAUUUCAUUGUUUGAUUUGGCUGGAUUGAGUGGAGAAUGUAGCUCCAUUGUUUGGGACCAGCAUUGUAGUUUGGUUUUGUUGAAGUGUAUUACAUGGCAAGGUAUUGCCUCAUUAUUAAGGUGAAGCUGCAGUAGGUAACAGUUGGAGAACGUCAGAGGGAAGAGGACAUGCAGAGUGUUUCACAGUGCACACUGAGCCUCACAGCAGCUCCUGUGCUCCCGUUGGAGGGAUCUGGUCAGCAGAAGAGACUGAGGUAGCACAGAAAAAACACUGGUAGCUCUUUUGGCGUGCAGUCACACUAAAUGCAAGGCUAUCUGCUGGUGUGAGCACGGGGUGCUCAGAGAGACUGCGUUGGCUCCGACAGUUUGGAUGCUGUCUGGCUUCAUACUGCUCCUGCAGCCUCUCUUGUUUUCAGAGUGGUUGAAGGAGAAGAAGCUGGCAGGUAGCUAGCUGAUCUUUCUUUACUGACCUCAAAUUUACUAUUGAGCUGCUCCUCAAAGUCUGUUUCCCUGUGUCAGUAUGUUUUCAGGCACUUGUGUUUUCUUUGAGAUGUGGCUGAGCAUUACUGUUGGAGGGCUGUCUCCAGUACUGAAAGUGUGGCUCUCAGCCUAUGAACUCCUUUGACCUACAACCGUAGUGGCAAAGGGUCCCUUCUGCACUUCUCACAAGCAAACUUCAGGGCUGUCUUACACGGAAAGGUUUUGGUGUGAGUUCCCUUCUCCCCGGGGCAUAGCACAGUGACAUGGAAUAAGGGCUGGUAGAACAGCAGGUUGUGCAUCUUCCUUCUAAAACCUGCCUGGUUCUCCCCUAGGUGUGGUGGAGCCGUUAGCUGGCUUUACCUGAUACUUCAUGUUUUUAUUUAUGGCUUUUGUGGAUGUGGAGGAGGUUUUGUAUGGAGCAUAGGGGUUUGGCUGGACUCACAGUGAGGGGAAAGUAAGCUUUUGAAGAGGAAUGGGUGCAGAGAAAGGGGAGGUUGCUCAUAUGAGCCUUGUGCCAGCUUCUCAGAGCACAGAUGAGCUCAUGGGAAUCCAGCAAGCUUAAAUGUGGGAGUGUUGAAGCAGGUCUGAGCUACCUCCCCUCUGCACAUCCUUGUGCCACAGGCUUCUUCAGAUGGUUCUAGUCUGACGAUGGCGUUUUUGCUUCUGAUGAAUGUUGCCAGCCUAGGCAAAGGCUCUCCCCAUCAGUGAUUGAGAGCAAGUUUUGAUUCGUCUGCUUCUGGAGCUAGGUGCAGGGAAGGAAGGGGUGGCAGCUGGCUGGGCUGCGUGUUCUUGUUGCCGUGUUGCUGAACUCUGCCUCUCUCCUUGUUUUCAGGUGAUCAUUGCUUGUGAGAGGAGUGGUUUGCACCUCAUGGCCUCCACAAUGAGUACUGCUGUGUCGUGACGCCAGGGGUCUUGUGUGCCCUGGAGAUGCGAGACUUCCCCUGGGCAGCAGGAGGCACGCGUCUAGAGAAUGCUGGAGCUGCAGGAGGGAAGCACCCCGUGCAAAACCAGAGAGGAGCAAAGAGAAAAAAGGCAAGCAGACAGACAGCACUGAGAGAAGCGGGUGGCAGAAAGUGCUACAGAGCUGCCUCUGGCGGCACAGUCCCCAGAGGAACUUGACGAGAGCCCAUCUGCGUGCGUGUGAGACAGCUCAGGAUUUCUGUCAAUGCAUUCCAGUAACCCCAAAGUGAGGAACUCCCCGUCAGGCAACACACAGAGUAGCCCCAAAUCAAAGCAGGAGGUGAUGGUCCGUCCCCCUACAGUGAUGUCCCCAUCUGGCAACCCCCAGCUGGAUUCCAAGUUUUCCAACCAGGGCAAACAAGGGGGCUCGACCAGUCAAUCCCAGCCCUCUCCCUGUGACCCCAAAAGUGGAGGUCAUCCCCCGAAAGUGCUCCCUGGCCCAGGUGGGAGCAUGGGGCUGAAGAAUGGGGCUGGAAAUGGUGCCAAGGGGAAGGGAAAGAGAGAGAGAAGCAUUUCAGCAGACUCCUUUGAACAGAGGGAAGCUGGGACUCCUAAUGACGACCCUGAAAUCAAAGACUGCAAUUCUGCUGAUCAUGUGAAGUCCCAGGAUUCUCAGCACACACCGCACUCCAUGACACCUUCAAAUGCUUCAGCCCCAAGGUCUUCCACACCUUCCCAUGGCCUGACUGCUGCUUUGGAACCAGCAAGUGGGCAGAAGACUCCAUCCAAAGUGGUUUAUGUCUUUUCUACUGAGAUGGCCAACAAGGCUGCAGAAGCCGUGCUGAAGGGACAGGUGGAAACCAUUGUGUCCUUUCAUAUCCAAAACAUCUCAAACAGCAAGGUGGAACGAAACACUGUACCCUUGAACCCCCAGAUCAAUGCACUUCGGACUGAACCCAAACCCCUGCCGCAGCCACAGCCCCCUACUGCCCAGGACCAGAACCCUCCUCAGAACGCCAAAAUGCAGCCGACUGCACCUGUGUCAGCACCAGUAUCCAAAUCCACUGGUCCCCCGUGUCCCAUAGACCAGGACAGUCCCAGUGUGGAAAGCAAAGUGAUGUCUGUGGGCAGCCCUGCCAACUCGACCCCGCUGCAGACAGAAGGAUUUGGGCAGAGUUCAACCCCCAAUAAUCGAGCAGUUAGCCCCGUUUCCCAAGGUAGCAAUAGCUCUGCUGCAGACCCCAAAGGUCCUCCCCAGCAGGUGUCUGGUGGGGACCCAGCCAGUUUGGGUGAGAAUCCAGACGGACUGUCGCAGGAGCAGCUGGAACAUCGAGAGCGCUCUUUGCAGACCCUGAGAGACAUACAGCGCAUGCUCUUCCCUGAUGAGAAGGAGUUUGCUGGAGGGCAAAGCGGAGGGCCACCUGCAAAUUCUGGGGUGAUGGAUGGGCCCCAAAAGAAACCUGAAGGGCCAAUACAGGCCAUGAUGGCGCAAUCCCAAAGUUUAGGCAAAGGGUCAGGGUCUCGGACAGAUGGAGGGGCUCCGUUUGGCCCUCAAGGACACAGGGACAUGCCCUUUUCCCCAGAUGAAAUGGGGCCACCACCAAUGAACUCCCAGUCGGGACCUAUAGGCCCAGACCACCUGGACCACAUGACUCCUGAGCAGGUGGCCUGGCUCAAGCUGCAGCAGGAGUUCUACGAGGAGAAGAGAAGGAAACAAGAGCAGGUUGUUGUGCAGCAGUGUUCCCUGCAGGACAUGAUGGUCCAUCAGCACGGGCCUCGUGGGGUCGUCCGAGGCCCCCCUCCUCCCUACCAGAUGACCCCCGGGGAAGGCUGGGGACCUGGGGGUCCAGAGCCCUUCCCUGAAGGCAUGAACAUGUCACACUCUCUGCCCCCCAGGGGUAUGGCCCCUCAUCCUAAUAUGCCUGGGAGCCAGAUGCGCCUGCCUGGUUUUGCGGGAAUGAUGAACCCUGACAUGGAGGGCCCCAGUGUCCCAAAUCCUGCCUCUCGGCCAGGGCUUUCAGGAGUCAAUUGGCCAGACGACGUGCCAAAAAUCCCAGAUGGCCGAAACUUCCCCCCUGGCCAGGGUGUCUUCAGUGGCCCUGGCCGAGGGGAGCGGUUCCCCAACCCGCAGGGCCUGCCGGAAGAGAUCUAUCAGCAGCAGCUGGCUGAGAAACAGAUGGGCCUCCCUCCUGGCCUCAACAUGGAAGGCAUCAGGCCUGGCAUGGAGAUCAACAGAAUGAUCGCCUCCCAGAGACACAUGGAGCCUGGGAAUAACCCCAUCUUCCCUCGCAUGCCAGUGGAAGGGCCGAUGAGCCCCUCCAGGGGGGACUUCCCAAAAGGAAUGCCCCCCCAAAUGGGCUCUGGCAGGGAGCUGGAGUUUGGGAUGGGCCCUGGUGGCAUGAAGGGGGACAUGGGCAUGAAUGUCAGCAUGGGCUCCAACCCACCCCUGGUACCUCAGAAGUUGAGGGAGGCGGGAGUCGGACCGGAAGAGAUGAUGAAACUGCGACCGGGUGUCUCGGAGAUGCUCUCCUCUCAGCAGAAGAUGGUGCCGCUGCCGUUUGGGGAGCACCCGCAGCAGGAGUAUGGCAUGGGUCCCAGGCCUUUCCUUCCCAUGUCUCAGGGCCCGGCAGUUGGUCUCCGAAACCUCAGAGAACAGAUAGGGCCUGACCAAAGGACUAACAACCGGCUCAGCCACAUGCCGCCACUACCUCUCAAUCCCACCAGUAACCCUAAUAGCCUCAACACUGCUCCCCCUGCGCAGCGCAGCCUGGGCCGCAAGCCCUUGGAUAUCUCCGCAGCCGGUCAGGUGCAUUCUCCAGGAAUCAAUCCUCUGAAGUCUCCCACCAUGCGCCAGGUCCAGUCUCCCAUGAUGGGGUCUCCCUCGGGGAACCUCAAGUCUCCUCAGACGCCCUCCCAGCUGGCAGGAAUGCUCGCAGGCCCCACCGCCGCAGCUGCCGCUGCUUCCAUCAAGUCCCCCCCGGUCUUGGGGUCUGCUGCUGCUUCUCCUGUCCACCUCAAGUCCCCGUCUCUCCCCGCACCUUCUCCAGGAUGGACUUCGUCUCCGAAGCCUCCUUUGCAGAGCCCUGGCAUCCCCCCGAAUCACAAGGCGUCUCUCACCAUGUCUUCUCCAGCCAUGCUGGGGAACGUGGAGUCGGGUGGUCCACCUCCUUCCACCGUCAGCCAGCCUGCUCCUGUGACUCUCCCUGGAAAUCUUCCCUCUAGCAGUCCUUACACAAUGCCUCCAGAGCCGACCCUCUCCCAAAAUCCUCUCUCCAUUAUGAUGUCCAGGAUGUCCAAAUUUGCCAUGCCCAGCUCAACACCGCUCUAUCACGAUGCCAUCAAAACUGUGGCCAGUUCAGAUGAUGACUCCCCUCCUGCACGCUCCCCAAACUUGCCUCCUAUGAACAGUGUACCAGGAAUGGGCAUUAAUUCUCAGAAUCCUCGAAUUUCAGGUCCAAACCCAGUGGGUCCAAUGCCAACCCUUAGCCCCAUGGGAAUGACCCAGCCUCUUUCCCAUAACAACCAGAUGCCCUCUCCAAAUGCUAUGGGACCCAAUAUACCUCCUCAUGGGGUCCCCGUGGGACCCGGCCUGAUGUCACACAACCCGAUGAUGGGGCACGGUUCCCAAGAGUCUCCAAUGGUACCUCAAGGACGCCUGGGCUUCCCACAGGGGUUCCCUCCUGUACAGUCUCCUCCACAGCAGGUGCCCUUCCCACACAACGGGCCCAGCGGUGGACAAGGCAACUUCCCAGCGGGAAUGGGUUUCCAUGGAGAAGGACCUCUGGGGCGUCCCACCAACCUGCCCCAAAGUUCGACAGAUCCAGCACUUUGCAAGACUGGAGGCCCUGGUGGUCCAGACUCCUUCACUGUUCUCGGAAACAACAUGCCUUCGGUUUUCACUGACCCAGAGCUGCAGGAGGUGAUCCGUCCUGGAGCCACGGGCAUCCCUGAAUUUGACCUGUCCCGGAUUAUCCCGUCGGAGAAGCCCAGCCAGACGCUACAGUAUUUCCCUCGCGGAGAGGUGCCAGGCCGCAAGCAACCGCAGGGCCCCGGGCCCGGGUUCUCCCACAUGCAGGGAAUGAUUGGAGAGCAGACCCCGCGGAUGGGACUAACGUUGCCUGGCAUGGGGGGCCCCGGGCCAGUGGGAACUCCGGAUAUCCCCCUUGGGACGGCUCCGUCCAUGCCGGGUCACAACCCGAUGAGACCGCCGGCCUUUCUGCAGCAAGGCAUGAUGGGGCCGCACCAUCGCAUGAUGUCACCAGCACAAACAGCAAUGCCUGGCCAGCCUGCGCUAAUGAGCAACCCUGUGGCUGCCGUGGGCAUGAUCCCAGGCAAGGACCGAGCCCCCGCCGGGCUGUACAGCCACCCGGGCCCCGUGGGGUCACCUGGGAUGAUGAUGUCAAUGCAGGGCAUGAUGGGACCCCAGCAAAACAUCAUGAUUCCCCCCCAGAUGAGGCCCCGAGGUAUGGCUGCUGAUGUUGGCAUGGGAGGAUUUAGCCAAGGCCCUGGAAACCCAGGGAACAUGAUGUUUUAAGCUGCUACCGUAAGACUGGAUGUUCCGAUCCUUGUCAAGAUGAGAUUCCAAGUCCUGAGGGCUUUUUUGGGAGCUUCAGGAGUACAGUUUGGCCAUGCAAUAGGUGAAAAGAGACCAGAGAACACUUUGGGAAAUCUCGAAUGUAUGGAAUUACCUGAAAAAAAAAAUUAUUCAUUUUAACAGGUUGUUUUUUUUUUGGUUUUUUUUUUUUUUUUUAAGAUUUAUUUUUUAAAAAUUAUUUUUGUGGACUUGGGUAUCCCGUGAUGGCACCUGCUUUGAGAAUCUGUAGCUGUAUUUUGAGAAUUGCCAUUUGUCACAAGUUGCACCAUUCUCUGUAUGUUUACGUCCUUUGGACUGGCUUCUCCCAGGACUCUCAGUUAUUUUGUUGUUUUUUUUUUUUUUUUUUUUUUUUGUGUACUGUACUAUAUUGUAAAAGGGAUUUUAGCAGAGACUUUAGUCUUUGGGGUGAGAGGAGAAUGGGAUUCUAGGCUGUUUACUUUAGGUGGAGAAUCCAUCUUCAGAACUUCGGACUAUUUUCCUUCAACUCCAAUGUAUAGAAAAACCAAACUACGACCUCAGAGCAGAGUAUUAAUGAAAAGCACAAAAAGGAACUUAAGUUCAGUGAGGGGAAUCUUUUAAAAGAAAUAAAUAAUAAGUUAAGGACAUAUUUUUCAAAUUAUGGCGUGCUGUCCAGCACCUUCUGUCUCUCCCUCCCACUCUUUUAUUAAAUAGGCUUCUCUCUCUCUCCGUCCCCCUUCUAUCUCCUCCUAUGGCAGCUGCAAUACAUUGUGUUAUUUUGGGGGGUAAAUCUAGGUGCGCCUCUCCUCACGUGGGGACUCUUCCCACUUCUAGGAAGGGGCUGGACUUGGACACUGUUACAUUCUACAGUAGUCUCUCUCACUGUUUCCUAUUCUCCUUUUCUUAGAAACCCCAAGUGAUUUUAUUAAUGUGGGAGUGGAACAGACACUAAAAGUUAUCCAGAAUUUUUUUUGUGGUUAUUUUUUUUUUUUUUUUUUUUUCCUCCCCAGCGUAAAACGUUCUGUGUAACCUCCAUUAAAUUUGGUACAAAACCACUCGCCAGGGCUGUGGUGUCAGAAAAAUAAAAUAUAUUGUUUCUUACAAA